UACCGUGAGCGUAGCGGUUGGGUGAAGGGGAUCGGAGGCGACAUGGCCCCCGUUCCUCUUCUAGGAUACGGAGAUGUGACCUUAGUCCUACAGACGGAAGAUGGUGGAGUACCCGUACCAGUACUGAAUGCUGCCCAUGUACCAGAGGCCCCCUACAACCUCCUCUCGCUGUCUUCGUUGGCGGAGGAGGGCCACACGUAUUCGGGGAUGAAGGGGGGCCUCACGCUGACCACGAAAGCCGGGGGGGAAGUGUGGUUCCCCCGGACUGGAAAGCUGCUGACCCAACGAGGCUAUCAAAUAAAGCCAACGCUACACACCGCCUGUGCCGCACUCAUUGUUCCUGGCGAUGCGAAAGCAGCCAACCCCACUGACCUCAACGAGUACCACCUCGCGCACGGCCAUGCCCACGAGACAUUGCUCAGGAUCACGGCGGAGCAGCAGGGAGUGCAGCUGACGGAUGGACCGCUGCUACCCUGUCCUGGCUGUUCGAUGUCCAAGGGAUAGGUGAAAGCCGUCCAGAAGAGCACGAGCACACGCGCAUUGCUACCUCUCGCAGAUGACGAGGAGGGCGGGGAGGGCGAGAGCAGAGCGGAUGCAUCACGCCAAGGUUGGUGGGUGGAGAGAG
This is a messenger RNA of Ectocarpus sp. CCAP 1310/34, 625 nucleotides long. NCBI's taxonomy places the organism in Eukaryota, Phaeophyceae, Ectocarpales, Ectocarpaceae. The record is from the annotation of a GenBank genome assembly.